Molecule: messenger RNA, 2169 nt
Organism: Onychostoma macrolepis
Lineage: Eukaryota; Metazoa; Chordata; Actinopteri; Cypriniformes; Cyprinidae
Exons: 8
Coding region: 230-1501 (423 amino acids)
Source: RefSeq, a predicted model, not a curated record
UUUAUAAUGAUAAUUACGGCAAAUCUGGAGACAGCGGAAAUAAUGUGAUGUUUUGUUUUGUUUUUCAUUUGGUCAGCAAUGUCCUCGGCAGGACUCGUCAUACAAUCUUAACAUCAAAGGGAAAACACGAAUGAUGCCUCGAUUUGAAUAUGAAAUGACAUCGGUAUGGGGAACAAAACACCUUUUUCCAUAGAAACUGCGUUAAUUUGGUAGUGGAAAAGUGUUGAAAAUGACGGUCUCUAUUUUAGUCAUUUUGUGUGCAUUCUUCGUGGCUGGUGUUUAUACAUAUGGAGUGUCACAGUCUGUGAUGGAGGGAGAAUCAGUGACUUUAUUCACUGGUGUUGAAACAAACAAACAAAAAAAGAUAAGAUGGUAUUUUAAUGAAAUUCUCAUCGCUGAAAUCAAUGGAGAUCUCAAUUAUAGCUGUACAGAUGUUCAGUGUAAAGAUGCUGAUAAGAGAUUCAGAAACAGACUGAAGCUGGAUCAUCAGACUGGAUCUCUGACCAUCAAAGACACCAGAACCACAGACUCUGGAGUUUAUAAACUAAAGACAAUAAGAAACAGUGAAGACAGUGUAAAGAUCUUCAUUGUUACUGUACAUGGUUUUUUUAGUAUUAAUACAGAAGGAGAGUCAGCAUUUGUGACGGAGGGAGAUUCAGUCACUCUACACACUGAUGUUAAAACAAAUCAACAAGAAAAAAUUAGAUGGUAUUUUAAUGAUGCUCGUAUAGCUCAAAUCACUGGAGAUCUCAGUUAUAUCUGUACAGAUGUUCAGUGUAAUGAAGGUACUGAGAGAUUCAGAGACAGACUGAAUCUAGAGAAUCAGACUGGAUCUCUGACCAUCAGAGACAUCGCAACCACAGACUCUGGAGUUUAUCGUCUACGUAUCAGCAGCAACAACAACAACAGUGAAAAGAUUGCCAUUGUUGCUGUAUAUGAUGCUCCUGAUGCUGAACGAGAUAAAAUGAAGAGAAAGUCAGUGAAGGAGGGAGAAUCUGUCAGUUUAGAUCCUGGUGUAAUUAAAAACCUGAAUGGUUUGAUGACAUGGUAUUUUAAUGACACUCGCAUAGCUGAAAUCACUGGAGAUCAGAGUAAAAUCUGUACAGAUGGUCAGUGUGAAGAUCCUGAUGUGAGAUUCAGAGACAGACUGAAGCUGGAUCAUCAGACUGGAUCUCUGACCAUCACAAACACCAGAACCACAGACUCUGGACUUUAUACACUACAGAUCAACAGCAGCAGAAUCAGUAUCAUAAAGAUAUUCAGUGUUAAUGUCACUGCUGUUCCAGAUUCAAGAGUGUCUUCAGCUGCUGAAGGAGGAAUGUAUGCUGUUGUUCUGCUGUUUACGGCUGCAGCAGUUACUGCUGUGAUUUACUGUCGGAAACACCGGAAAUCUGCACAAGCAGGACGAAAUGGCAUCAUUAGGCUGCACAGUUACAAUGAGGAGAAUGAUGUAAAACACUCGACUCCUUUAUCAGAAUGUGUUUUAACUGAUGACUGCUGAUAAUGGGACAUCACCGUAGCAUUAAUUAUGAUUAUUUGGGUAACUUGGAUGGGAAAUGAAGGAGAGGACUGGAACAAGCUUAAAUUCUCAUCAGUCACAGAGAAGUGGGUCUACUCGGUACCAAUUCUGAUGUUUGUUGAUUUGUACUAAAUUAUGUAGAGUUGAAAUGUGGAAACAUACAUUAUUCCUUCUAUUUUGUUUCAACAUAUGUAUUGCACAUUGGAAAGUAAUAUACUGUAAGCAUACUUAAUAUACUGUUAUUUUUUUACUGCCAAGUUUGUACAUUCACUCUCUUUGUUCAGUUCCUGUUGCCUUAAGGUGACGCUCACUAUUUUAUUACUUCACAUUAUCUGUCCAUUAUAGAUAUUUCAGUUUAAAAAUGUAAAGUUGUGUUGAAUACAAGUGUUUGUUAAAUGAUUCGAUGUACAUAUAGAUGUUUGUUUUGUCAGUCUCAGUCUCCUUCAGUUAUGUUCACGAAACAUGUUCGGCCGUGUUGCAUUUGUUCAGAGUGCUUGGUAUUUUUCUUUUCUUUUUCUUUUUUGUUUUGUGUGUGUUUGUUUUUUUUUUUUUAGAAUAUAAUCACUGUGAUUGAAAUGAUAACCUUUGCUUGAAUUUUCUGCAUGCUCGGUCUGUAUUAAAUAUACUAUUAAAUAUACUGUUAUAACUGA